Molecule: messenger RNA, 1224 nt
Organism: Capronia coronata CBS 617.96
Lineage: Eukaryota; Fungi; Ascomycota; Eurotiomycetes; Chaetothyriales; Herpotrichiellaceae
Exons: 2
Coding region: 1-1224 (407 amino acids)
Biological process (GO): DNA-templated transcription; positive regulation of transcription from RNA polymerase II promoter by galactose
Cellular component (GO): nucleus
Molecular function (GO): DNA-binding transcription factor activity, RNA polymerase II-specific; RNA polymerase II cis-regulatory region sequence-specific DNA binding; zinc ion binding
Source: RefSeq, a predicted model, not a curated record
AUGGAACAAGAAAGAGCCUCUCAGACGCCGAGGGUGGUAAGCGCCGGUGUUUCACCCGCUUCUCUUGACGGUACCUCGAGGGAAAAUCAGGACUCGGUACCGCCUGCCGAACCUGGAUUGGUGGAUGGCUUGGUGAUGGUUUCCCCCGGCGACACUCGAGAGGUCUUGUAUGGCAACUCUUCGACAAUAUCUUUCAUACAGCGGCUUUCUAAGACCAAAGGGGGCGGCCAACCUCAAUCCAGCUCCUCUGAGAAUGAAGCUGUCCCGAGUGAUCACCUUGUCGACACCAACACUCCAAUGACCCAGUCCACCCCAGAAAUAAUUCGGGAUCAAGACCCGCGCGCUUUUGUCUACCCAUCUCGUCCAAUGGCUGACAACUUCGUUCUUUGCUUCUGGGACUUCGUUCAUCCGGUCUUUCCCGUCAUCCAUAAGACGAGUUUCAUGGAAAAGUACGAACGACUCUGGGUGCCUCAGAACGCGUCGAGCUCAAACAGCGCCACCGCCCACAAUGAUGAGCUAGUCUUUUCCGCAACUCUGAAUCUCGUCUUUGCUCUGGGGUGCCAGUAUAGCGAUCUUGUCAUGUCGGCUGAGAAGACAACCAUGGGCGACGAGUUCUACCAGCGGUCCCGGAAGAUCAUCGUCUUUGAUGUUAUGGACUCAACAUCGCUUGGCGUGGUGCAACUGCUCCUUCUAACGGGUGUCUAUCUUCAAUCUACUACGCAUGCCAAUCGAUGCUGGAACACUAUUGGCUUGGCUAUCCGGGUAGCCCAGAGUCUCGGCUUACAUUUGGAUCGACCUAUGCGAGUGAACGAGAACCAGCUAGGUCGAGAAAUGAGGCGCAGGAUCUGGAAUGUCCAAACCCCGCUCCUGAUCGAUGACGACUACUUGCAAGUCGACGGCGAAGGAACCCAGCCAUCCUCCCACCCUUCCUACAUGGGACUCUCUGUCUACUCGUCCAAGCUCUUCGAGAUCUUAAACGACAUUCUCAACAUCUUCUAUAUCGAGGACUGCCAGAGGUUUCCCAGUCAAGAUGGCGAUGCGAACAGCUUCACAAAAAUGCUCUCGGACGUCAUGAAUCUCAACAAUCGGCUUGACGUGUUCAUCGCCAGCGUUCCAGACUAUUUGCAGCCCACAUCGGCCUCUGUUUCUGGCGUCAAUGAAGAGAACAAACAUGUAUCACUGCAAAGCAAGGUCUUGUACUGCAGGUAUGUACGAUCGAAGUGA